Maudiozyma barnettii is the source of this 3126-nucleotide messenger RNA. It is a transcript of the gene SPC110, whose product is annotated as Spc110p. NCBI's taxonomy places the organism in Eukaryota, Fungi, Ascomycota, Saccharomycetes, Saccharomycetales, Saccharomycetaceae. The transcript has a single exon. The record is from RefSeq and is a predicted model, not a curated record. The coding region runs from base 1 to 3126 and encodes 1041 amino acids.
AUGAGCAACACUGAGAUCAACUCAAAGAAUUCGGAGUUUACGCCCAUAGGGUAUCUAUCAAAUAAACGCCGGAAACUAUCAAACGACAAGGAUGCAUUGAAAUCACCCUCUUCAAAAUAUGCUGCUGACGUCAAUGAGGAUGCCGAGUUAAGUUUUGAUGAGAAUCUGGAGGACCUAGAGGAAGAUGAUUCACCGUCAAGGAAAGUACCUCGGGCUGUAGAUGAUGAUACAAUGAACUCUAAUAAUCUUUUCACUGAAAAUUCACAAUUCGAGAAUGAUUCUUUACCUGAGAUACCUGAUGUUACAAAGACAAAUAGUACUGCUACUACUACUACUAAUAACGGUAGUGGUUACAAUGUAGAACAAUAUCCAAAGAACUUAUUAUCGAAUUUGAAUAAUGCUACCAUGUCUGAACCUAUUAAAGAACAACAAGAGAUGACGAAACUGUUAUUAUCAGGUAAAAGAUUAUCUAACGCACAGAUAAAUUUUUUCUUGCAAUACUUGAAGAGUAACAACGUGUUGGGAAAUAAUAAUAAUAAUAGUAACCCAAGUGGUUCAUCAAAUGGAGAUUAUAAAGCCGACCAAGAAAGGUACAACGCAUUAUAUGACGAUUAUCAAGUAUUACAAAGGAAAUAUUCAGAUCUUGCUGAUAGUAAUACUCAUAUGAAUGAUGACAAUGAAGAUGACGACACAAACAAUAUAGAAGCUCCUGAUCAUAGUGAAUGUGAACUUAAACAGAAACAAUUGGAAGAUAAGAUAGAAGGUUACAAGAAAGAAUUAUCCAUCUUAAAAGAACAACACCAAAAAAAGAUUCAAGAAUUAAAGAAAAAGAAUGAAAAAUUGAAUACCGAUAUUGAAACACAACGUGCUACCACAGAAGAUCAAAAAUUGGAUAAUGAUAGUAAUUUAAGAAAAUUAAGAGAAACAAUUAAUAAACUUGAGGAUGAUGCUCAAUCAUUGGAGAGAAAAUAUAAGGCAAAGAUUAACGAUUUAGAGAAUCAACUAUUGGAUUUAAGAAACGGACAAAAACAUUCUAUAACUGAGUUGGAGAAUCAAUUACAUUCUAAGGACCUGAAGAUAUCAAGUUUUGAAGCUCAAAUUAAAGAUUUAACAGAACAAAAAGAUAUAACAUCACAUAAACUAACCACAGUGACAAAAGAAUUAGAUGGAAAAACACAAGAAUUUGACCAAUAUAAAUCGCAAGUGAACAAAAAAAUCUCUAAUGAGCAAAUAAAUGACAAAGAAAUACAUGACAAUACUCAAAAGACAAUUCAAAAAUAUGAAAAGGAGGUCGAAACGUUAUCUAAAACAAAAUAUGAUAUCGAAAAAGAAUUACAAGACUAUAAAGAAAAAUUGGAUAAAACAGAGAGAAAUCUAAGUGCAUUCAAGGAAAAACAUUCUAUGGAGGUAAAAUAUUUACAUGAAUCACUUGACAAACUAAAUGAAGAUUCUAAGAAGACUUCGAUAACUAUAAAAACGUUGAAGGAACAAAUAUCGGACAAAGAUAAUGAAAUAUCUCAAAAUGUCUAUAUGAUCAAAAGACUCAAAGAAAAGAUCAAUUCAACUGAGGAGCAGACUACCGUCGUGAGAUCUACAAACCUACAGAAUGAACUUGAUGAUAAAUCAGAAGAAAUUAACCAAUUGCAAACACGCGUCAAUCAAUUAGAAAUAUCAAGAAAAGAUCAAAUACAAGAAUUAAAGAUGGCAAAUGCCAAAUUAUCCAUUUUAAAUGAAAAGGUUACAGAUGCCGAAGAUGAACUCAAAUCUACUCAAGAAGUACUAAAAUCUAUGGAACGAGAAGCAAAGGAGAAGCAAUGUAACUUAGACGAGGCUAAUAAAUUGGUGGAAACAUUACAAAAAAGUUUACACUCUUCAUCUAAUGAUAAGGAGUCGAAUUUUACAGACUUGAGACAAAAAUUAAAAGAACAAGAAGAAAAAUUGAAACGUGCUGAAGUUAAAAAUAAAGAAUUAUCCGAACAAAUCAUUCAAAAUACCGUAGAUUCAAUAAAGAAUGUGAAUAGUGACUUAGAGGAGAAAAAUGAUCAUAUUAAAGGUCUAGAAAAUAAUGCAAAUUUUUACAAACAAAUGUUAAAGACUUUGGAAGAGAAGGUUGAAAAUUACGAGAAUUUAUUAGAAGAAUUGAAGGAUCAUCGUAACGAUGGAACAACUGACCAAAAAGAUGAAAUUAAAAGGUUGAAUCGAAUGUUACAGACAAGAAGCAAGGAAUUGCAUAAAUUAGACAUUCAAAUGGUUAGCCUUAAGAAUACUAAUCAACUAUUACAAAAGAAAUUGGUUGAAAAUUCAGUACAUAUGGAGACAUUAAAUGAGCAAGAUAAACAAAUCAAUAAUUUGGAACUAAAUGUAGAAAAGUUAAAGAGGGAAUGUCAUGAACUCAAGAAAAUGAAUAAAGAACAAAUUGACCAAAUUGAGGAUCUUCUGAAACAAAGAAAGUUGGUUAAUGAAAAUUAUAAUAUCAUAAAUAAUUUGAAUACCGAAUAUAAGAACGAACUGGAGGCAACUAAAGGAGAGUAUAUAAGCAGAGAACAUAACCUGAAGGAGAGAAUACUUGAUUUGGAGAGUAGCAAUAUGAAGUUGAAUGAAGCCUUAAACAGAGAGCAAGUAUCUAAUGAAUCUCGUUCCAGAGAUACAGAUCUACGUGAUUAUUAUCGUUUGAAAUAUCACAGAGAAGUGCGCCAUAACAAUGAUCUCCGGAUGAUCAAUUAUUACUUGACUCGUGUUUCUCAAAGAACAAGUACACAAAUGAAAAUGGAUUAUCGAAAAUAUAACAGAAUUCUAUCGGAUUCCAGAAAAUUUGAAGAAUCAUUAAAUGAUUAUGAUUACAUAGAGCAACCACGAUUUGAUCCAGGAUUGAGAUAUAAUUAUAAAAAUUCAUCAAAUACAAACUCAAGGAACGACAUAAGGCCGGAGCCCUCUAGAUAUGCGGACAAUUCAAGUCCCUUGUAUUUUAAUUCACCAAGAUUGAAAUUCAAAACAUUAGCGAAGUUCGUUCAGGCCUGUGUCAGAAUGAAACAGGUUGCGUUAAAGAACCAUUGGGAUGAACAAAGAAUAAGACAUUUAGAAAGACGUAUCGAUUCAUCAGAUAACAGUACCAAUUGGACCUUGUAA